UUCCUCCACCUCCUUCGGGCAUCGCCUCCUCGAUUUCAUUACAUUUUCAACCAGCAGCCAAGUUCGGUCGACGUGCGUCGCAGUUCCCGAGGAAAACGCGAAAUUUACCGUGAAAUUUGUGCAUUUUUGUGUGCUUUCCCGUGCUAUUGUCGUUUGUUAAGUCAUGGACCAGAUUGCCAAGAUCUACGAGCCGGGCCGUUCCUUCGCCAAGGACUCGAUCCGGCUGAUCAAGCGCUGCACCAAGCCCGACCGGCGCGAGUUCCAGAAGAUUGCGAUUGCGACCGCGAUCGGCUUCUGCAUCAUGGGAUUUAUCGGUUUCUUCGUCAAACUGAUACACAUCCCGAUCAACAACAUCAUCGUCGGAUCGUAAGAAGGGACGAUUGUCUACCCCGUGGGGGGAAACCCCCGUUCCAGAUGAGAGAGAGUGUGUGAAUUUAACAAUCAGAACUGACUUCUAGAGCAUGGAGAGAGGUACAUUGUGGAAAGAACAGCGAUAGAGAGAGAUAAAUUUCACCUUCUUACAUUUAUUCACUUGUCGUACACAUUAAGAAUGAUACAAAAAAAAACAAACAAAACCCAACUCUUUAGCGUUUAAACCAUAUUUGAUUGUUUGUGUGUGAGCAAAUGUAGCAGACGCAAACGAAAAGAUGAACAGAUUUAAAUAAUUAAUUAUUUGAUUUAACGUACACGAGGAAUGAUAAUAUAAUUUAUUGUUUCAUUG
Culex quinquefasciatus (southern house mosquito) is the source of this 721-nucleotide messenger RNA. Its product is annotated as protein transport protein Sec61 subunit gamma. Gene Ontology annotation, molecular function: transmembrane protein transporter activity. The transcript is spliced from 2 exons. Bases 164 to 370 code for a protein of 68 amino acids. Gene Ontology annotation, cellular component: Ssh1 translocon complex; membrane. NCBI's taxonomy places the organism in Eukaryota, Metazoa, Arthropoda, Insecta, Diptera, Culicidae. Gene Ontology annotation, biological process: post-translational protein targeting to membrane, translocation; protein targeting. The record is from RefSeq and is a predicted model, not a curated record.